Drosophila hydei is the source of this 1537-nucleotide messenger RNA. RefSeq lists its product as uncharacterized. The coding region runs from base 184 to 1512 and encodes 442 amino acids. The record is from RefSeq and is a predicted model, not a curated record. The transcript is spliced from 6 exons. Lineage: Eukaryota; Metazoa; Arthropoda; Insecta; Diptera; Drosophilidae.
GCUCUCAGUCCAAGAAAAGCAGCCGGUGCACGCGCAACGCUUUUCCGCUUGUACGCAACUGGGGCAGGUGCAAACAGCAAUACACCUAGAAUAUCAAACGUCGCACGGUCUUAUCGAGGUGUUUAGCAGCCCGGCCAAUUGGCAUUUGAACGAACUUAUAUAGCAACUGGCCAAAAAGGAAUUAUGGCGGGAGUCAGCGUGGGAUUCGCCAAGUGUUUUAUGCUAUUUAUGGCCGUUGUCAUAUUGGUACAAGGACUCGUAUAUUUAGGACUCUCAAUAUGGGGCAUUACAUUACGCGAUUGCAAAGACAAAUCGGAUAUCGCUGCUGAGCCAUUCCAGUUUGCCAUGAACUUGAUCUAUUUCGUGCAGCAAGAGUGUGGCAAUCCGGUUGUUGCACUGAAUUACAAUAACAUUGACCAAAGCUACGAGUUAACCAUGGAUUGGGCCAAGUCGUUUGCUAUAACCAAUCGCGAGUUCAUCUUUCUGGUGACCUAUGCCGUGAUCAGCGGCCUGUGGGUGGCUUCAUCCACCUUGAUCAUAUUAACCCUGUGCUUCGCAACUACCAAAUUGAUUUCCGGCACGGUUUAUUGGCCCUGGUUCCUAUCCGUGCUGGCUGGCUGCGUGGUGGACGUGGUGGCCACCGUCUACCAUGGCUUGGACAUAUCAGAGACUUUGGGCCUGAACGAAGCCUUUAAUUACGUUGGCGCCACACUGGAUCCUACAGCACCCAGCGGAGUCACUACAGUUUUGGAAACAUUUGGAGUUUACUUUUCCACGCCUGCCAUUGUGCUCCUCUGCCUGAGCAGUCGUGUGGUGAUUAUUUGGCUGCUGAACGUGAUCGGCGGCGUCUUCUGUCUAUCCCUAUCAAAUAUUCUGGCCAAGCAGACAGCAGCCAAGAAAAGCAGUAGGAAGGCAGCCAAUCCAGAGCAGGCGCCACAGCCCGUGAUACUUGAGGAGCAUUUGCAGCAGCCAACGGCACCGGCGUCUCUAACGCCACAGUUUGAACAGGAGCCUCAGUAUCCGGAGCAAGUACGUCCGAAGCCCUCGCCUCUUAUAAUACCAGCGCAGACCUCAGAUAUGCUGGAGCGACAGGAUUCACGUUACCGGCCUGAUGAUCGCACCACGCUGCAGUCACCAGUGUUGGUCCUGCCGCCACUACCGCAACAGCAGCAGCCUCAGUCGCCAGCACAGCAAGAUAUAAGCACCUAUCGCAACACCGAUGCGCAUCCCGAUCAGCUUAACUAUCCCGCCACGGAUCCAACCACGCCACGCUCCGUCUCACCCAUGUCGCCAGCAGUGCAGCAGCUGGCCGCGGGCUCAGCUUUAAAUAGUCGCUAUUCGGAAAUUUAUCCAGUGCAGCCGACGAAUCCGCGCAUCAGCGAGGAGCUGCGCAAUCAGAUGCCCUGGUCGUAUACGAGUAUGAUAACCAAACCACCGCCGCCACCACGCAAGCCACAGCAGCAGGUGCAGAUAUAUCCGCAGAUACCCGAGCCGGACUACACGGAGAACUAGCUGGUGGACUAACCAGCGUAUCUUC